Molecule: messenger RNA, 2259 nt
Organism: Aspergillus sclerotioniger CBS 115572
Lineage: Eukaryota; Fungi; Ascomycota; Eurotiomycetes; Eurotiales; Aspergillaceae
Exons: 4
Coding region: 1-2259 (752 amino acids)
Cellular component (GO): cytoplasm
Molecular function (GO): oxidoreductase activity
Source: RefSeq, a predicted model, not a curated record
AUGGGCCGUCUUCUAACGCGGGUCUGUUUAGUGGGCAGCAAUGCCAUCUCGGCGUUCCUCUCCUGGAGGCUCCAGGCGACAACCUCCUGCGACGUUACACUGGUUUGGAAAUCGGGCUUCGAGGCAGUUUCUCAAUACGGCGUGUCUUUUAAGUCGAAAGCGUUUGGAAACGAACGGUUCAAGCCACGUCAUGUCGUCCGUACGCCCGAAGAAGCCGCCUCACGAGAGAAUGCCUACGACUACGUGAUCCUCUGCAUCAAGGCUCUGCCAGAUGUGUACGACCUGGCAGCCGUAAUAGAGUCCGUUGUUACCCCCCAGCAUACAUGCAUCUUGGUGAACACGACCAACACCCUCGGCGUCGAAUCGCAUUUGGAACAACGGUUUCCCACGAACGUCGUCCUGUCGCUCGUUUCGGGCGUGGAGAUCACCCAGAUCGGAGCCAGCGAGUUUGAGCACCUGAACUCAUCGGAUAUAUGGGUUGGUGCCACGAAUCAGAACACGAAUGUCCCCUCCACGAUCCAGAACGAUAUGGCCGCGGCCUUAGCGAUGACACUGAGCUCAGGCCAGGUGGAUUGCAAAGUAUCGAAGAAUAUCAGACAAGAACAAUUUGAACGUAUUAUAGGACCGAUCGCCUUUUACCCCGCAAGCGUUAUGUUUGAUACCGGAAAUGUACAGCAACUUCUAGAAAAGGUCGGAGUGCGUCAGUUGAUAUCGGAUGUGAUCGACGAACUUCUCGGACUGGCGAAAGCACACGGUUGCUCCUUCCCCAGUGACUUCAACCAGAAGACAAUGGAGAAGAUGACAUCGAGUCAAACCCCGAAUAGCAUGUACCAAGAUUUCCAGGCUCGGCGUCCCAUGGAGAUUGAGACCUAUCUUGGUUCCCCCAUCAAAUUGGCCACGGAGUCCAAUGUCAAACUCCCACGCAUCGAAACCCUUUAUGCAGUGCUUCAUCAUCUCAAUGCCACCAAUCUGAGCAAGCCUCGUGAAUCCCCCCCACCUGCAUUGGCCCAGCCUCCGCCCCGGAUGUCCUCGGUCCCCCCGCCUCCUAGAAGUGGUCCUAUGCGCCCACCCCCUGGAAGGUCAAGUUCUGCAAUGAUGAUGCCACCCUCAAGACGCGGGCCCCCGAUGCCCGGAAUGUCACGACCACCAAGCGCCCAGCCCCCGUCUGCGGCGCCCAGGGUGCCUCGUGAACCGUCUCUCGAAGGCCUUGAGGAGUUCAGUCAUCUUGUUGUUUACGACGAUGCGGGCGAGGGAGGUGUACCUGCAAAUGGCGCCAAUGGCUACCCAGACGGCCCAUCAGGCCCUGGACCAGCAUCCGCGGGCUUGGCCUUGAGAGAACGCGAGCUGGCGCUUCGACAGCGGGAGCUGCAGCUUCGUGAACAAGAGAUGCACAUGCGGCGUGGUCCUCGCAGACCUCCACCAUCCAAGGCGCCGUCAGCUUUCGACGAAGAGGAUGAAGACGACUUUUUCGAUCCCAUGGAUACUAGCCUGGUCCCGCAAAUCGACCCCGAUAAUGUCGAUAUGCUGAGUAUCACAUCCCGGAGGACGAAGAAAAUACCCAGUGCUAGUCAGAUCCGCAAAAACCCCGAACUCCUUUCGAACACCGGCGGUGGUGGUGGCGGCGGCGGCGGCAGGUCUGGGACGUUCAGUCGCUAUUUUGGAGGCAACAGGAAGCGGGCGAGCGACCGUAUCAUGCAGGAAAUCCCUGGCCUUCAUGAUUCUCUUCUAGACAACCCUAUGAUGGCUUACUCUUCAAACCGGUACGGGUCCGUUGACAGAAACCAAAUGGCUGCGGGCUCUCGAACAAACUCGAUGACCACGAGUCGAAUGGGCGACUACCCUCCUCAUUCGUACCCGCAGAGCAGGAGGAACAGCCAUUCUCCUGCAGCUCCUUAUGGUGGUCCUCCUGGUCCGCGAAUGGGCCGCCCAGCGACUGCCCAAGACCAGAAUUUCGGCCCACCUCAUGGGCCCCCGAACGGCGGCCACCCGUCGCCUCCGGGACAAAUGCGAGCGCCAGUCCCUCGGCAUCCCCCCGGGCAUGGCAAUGCGGUAGGCCCGCAGCAAGUUGAACAACACAUUGGGGUGAGCAAACCGUAUCCCGCCAAGGGCACUCCCAAGCAUAGAAGUCUGACCGGAAGUGCGAGCGCCAGCGCGGAGAGUGGUGAUAGCGGGGCUAGUGCCAACCUCGAUUCCGAGAACUCUGCCCAUAGCAGCCAGAUCAGCCUCGGAGCGCAGCAAGCUGCGGCCCCCGUUCGUUGA